UAUCGCCCCCCCCCCCUUCCCCUCCUUCCUCCUUGCGGAAACGAGAGAACCCAAACGAGCCGCAAAAUCGGAGGUGGUCGGCUUCCAGAAGCUUCUAGCACCGCGGCAAUCGAGCGUAGCCUGCGCAUUGGUUAUUGGCUCGGUCGUGGACUGCGCGUUCGUGCGAGAUCGAGGCGGGGAGCUCGCGAAUCGGAGGCCGCGGGGCACAAUGCCGCGUCGGCGGCGGUAGGGAUGGCGGCGGCAUCGGCGGCAUGGCGAGGGGCAUAGCGCGGGCGGUGUCGUUCGGGGGCCGCGCGACCGCGGGGUGCUGCUCCUAUCGCCGCGUCACCGUGGCCGUCUGCCUUGGCAACCUCGUCGCCGCGCUGCUCGUGCUCCGCUCCCUCACCGCACCUGCGUCCUUCUCUCCGGCCACUCCCAACCGCGGCGAAGUGGUGCACUACACGGAGGAGCAGAUUAGGAGGGUGGAGGAGUCGAUCCGGAUUCGCCGCGGGGCGGAGCCCGUCGAGCUCGUGCAGGCGGUGAAGAAGCUGCGGAAGGCUUUUGCACGGGAGGAGAAGAGGCGGAAGGAGCUGCCUCUGGUGCUGAAGCAGAAGGUCUCGUAUGAUAUCGUGAGGCGGCUGCGGGACUUGGGGGAUAACGGCAGCAUCGCGCAGCAACGAGAAGCUGUGGAAUCUUGGCGUGUUGAGAAGCUAAAAGAUAUCAAACAUGCACCUUACCAGAAUCAAUCAAAUUUGGGCCUCUCCAGAGAGGAAGCACGAAUGUUAAAACGAGUGCUGGAGUUCAACUGGCGCAUGCUAAUGGAGGACAUUGGUCUUUGGAUACCAGAGGAAGUCAUGAACACGGAACAUGAUGACAAACUUGAGAACGAACCAGAAGAAGAGGAGAUAAUAGCAGGUCCACCUUUGUCCCCGCAAUGCAAUGCUGAGCUACAUACUGAUUACGAUGGCGCCGCUAUUAGAUGGGGCUUAACACACCACAAAGAAUCUGCUGCUGAUUGUUGUGAAGCUUGUCUAGAUCAAGCUAAGAAUGCCAAGCCAGGUGAAUCGAAGUGCAAUAUAUGGGUUUAUUGCCCAUCAGAGUUUGGAUGCUUCUCACCAGACAAAUAUGAGCAUAAACAUCAGGAGUGCUGGUUGAAACAGGCUGACCACCCUAAACUGAACUUCAAAGACAAGUAUUCUGAGUCUUACAGAGAUUCACAUCCCACAGCUCCUGUUGUCGUGCCAUGGAUGUCUGGUGUCAUCAGUGCAUGAGCUGCCAGCCCCCGGCCGCUCAUUUGAGUUUUGUACUGAUGCAACUUCAACAGACAAACCUCCAUACAGCAAUUCAUUUUUCUUUCCUUUUGUUCGCCACUGUACUGUUUUGUUUUCUUCUUCUUUCUGCCCUGGUACAUAUGAUGCAAAACUUAGAUUAGUUGAUGUGGAUUUUGUCGUGAUCAGCUCAAUAUUAGUCUGAUCGAUAUUUGUGUGUUCA
This is a messenger RNA of Phragmites australis (common reed), 1470 nucleotides long. RefSeq lists its product as uncharacterized. The record is from RefSeq and is a predicted model, not a curated record. NCBI's taxonomy places the organism in Eukaryota, Viridiplantae, Streptophyta, Magnoliopsida, Poales, Poaceae. Bases 252 to 1250 code for a protein of 332 amino acids. The transcript has 7 exons.